AUGGGCAAUAAACACUCGAGGAAAGAUCGGCAUAGCGCCCCGGACGCGCGGCAGCGACGUUCUUUUUGGCGACAGCGCGGCCGAUUGUCGGCUCCCUGUGAUCGGACGCUUGAAUCUCCCGAUAUUGUCCAGCCUCGUCUACCUACGAUCUCAACACGACCAAGACAUCAACUCACUAACUCAUGCCCAGCGGGCUAUCAAAUACCCCUGCAUAUUCGAGUAACAAAUCUUCGCCAGAACGAGGUACUCGCGUUCCCUCUGGUACUGAUAGAGGGGACAAUCGAACACGUCGGGGAUGCGAAUCUCCCUGACAGUGCAUUGUACGUCCAAGCUGUUACGCAUGAUGUCGAGAAAGAAGACGAGCUGAAAAACUCAUGGGUAGGGAGUGUGUGCUGGCCUGUGGUCCGGGAAUCGGGACACUUCAAGGCGUUCGUGCAUAUUUCUCACCCUGGUAAAUUCAAUAUUCACCUUCGUAUCGCCAAUGCAACGUAUCAGCUACGCGUUCGAUUUGAACCACAGAAGACCAAAUGGAUCGUGCGUUUCCACUAUCAAAAACCCAGCGACAGCUACCAAGGCUUCGAUGCACCAAGUGGGGUCGACAACUCCGAUAGUGAUGCUUGCCAACGACUAAAGUUCAAUGCGAUGGUGCUACAAUCGACAAUUGCCGAGUUAUUUCACCGCGCUGGGUUCGCUCGCAAGACAUUCGCCGUGGAACUUGAUGCUGAUGGUUUCCCAGUUGUCAAUGUGCUACACUCGAAUCACACUAUUAGUCAAGCCCGACGAAUGACAGAUUCGCAGCUUUUAACACAUUUAACCGAAGACAUCCAAGCAGCUGAAGCACAGAAUCUAAAGGGGUACAGCAAGCCAUCUACGGCAUCUCGCGUCAAACACGUCGUGCUGUUAGGAGGCCCCAUUUUGACCCGCGGGUGCACAAAGUAUCCAACUACAGAGAACUUUCUCAAUGAACUCACCUCUUGCUGCUUUAAUUGCGCCUCGAUCGCUCCAGAAUUGAUCAUGGAUCAGUGCUCAGUGCAACAGACUUACUGGGCCAGCUACAGUGGAGCUCUCAGCAUUUUACUGCAUCUGCUGAGUCUCUCCUUUGGACUGAAAUACCGUUCAGACGGAGUUAUGCGCAAAAGUUUCCGGCAAACCACGCGUUUGCUUGUCGUAAUGGAACCUCGGUCAGGGAAGAAACAGCUAGUUGCUGUGGGCCGUCCAGUUGGAGAUGGAAGGUUUUACAAACUUGAGAGUCAGGCCCUUAAACCUGUAGGGGCUACUUUAGAAGGCAUUUAUCUGGAUGAACUAUCUAUUGGCGAGCUGGCUAUUCACUGUCGGUGGAUCAAUCCUAAACUCGUAAAGUAUGUAGUAACGACAAACUCGGCCACUGCAGCGUAA
Molecule: messenger RNA, 1395 nt
Organism: Phytophthora nicotianae INRA-310
Lineage: Eukaryota; Oomycota; Peronosporomycetes; Peronosporales; Peronosporaceae
Exons: 2
Coding region: 1-1395 (464 amino acids)
Source: RefSeq, a predicted model, not a curated record